GGAUUCAAAAGUAAAGAAGCUCCACCGAAAAGAGAUGUAUCAACUUUGAUCAUACUUUCAGCCACUACUUAUUGCUCCAACAAACUUUUGGGUCAUUUUCCAGAUCAUAAAGUUAGAUAACUUAGAUUGAAAUCCUUCAGAAAGUCAGGCUUUCUUCCUUCAUUUCUGCUGGACUUUCUUCAGGUGAGACAGUUACCUGGGUUUUACUCAUUAAUCACAACUGAGUGUAGAGGCUAAUAACAGCACAGGGAUGUCUGUUCAUCUAUAAGUUUUAUAUGAUGUGAUGAUUCCUCAAUGGAAAUGAAGAGAAGCUGGUUUGGUCUUCUGAAGAAACUCUUUGUAUCGGACCCGAAAUCAAAACAAGAAAAGGAGAAGAGGAGGAGAUGGAUACUCGGAAGAUUUAAGAUAAAACGACUUCUCACAUAUACAGAGUCAUCUUCGUUGAAGGAGAAGAUACUGAGUGAAGCAGAUGAAGAACAGAGAAAGCAUGCUGUGGCUGUUGCUAUUGCGACAGCAGCAGCUGCUGAGGCUGCUGUUGCAGCUGCUCAGGCUGCAGCUGAGGUUGUCCGACUCACACAUGCCCCUCAAUCACGCCGUCAAGUAGAGAAGGGAAUCAGAGAAUUCUCUGCUAUUAAAAUUCAAACAGCUUUCCGUGGGUAUCUUGCAAGGAAAGCAUUGCGGGCACUGAAGGGACUGGUGAGGCUUCAAGCAAUGGUUCGAGGCAGAGCAGUGAGACGCCAAGCAAUCAGCACUCUGAAGAGUUUGCAGACUCUUGUAAACAUCCAGUCUCAGGUCCGUGCAAUGAGACUUGGGACGGUUGAGGAAGGCUGGACUGCCAAAGAGAAGCAACAAUUUCUAGCACAAAGCUAUGAAUUGAGAAACAAGGAUAAAAGGCUCAAACCAGAUAGUCAGAGGUGGGAUGGCAGCUUGUUAUCAAAAGAAGACAUCAAGGCCACGUUACUAAGCCGGAAAGAGCCGAUGAUCAAGGGAGAACAUAUGAAGAAAUAUUCGGAAAGGGGACAAACAGAAUCAGAACAGUGUGUGGAUGCCCAGCAAGGGCAAGAUAAUUUCAAAUCAGUUGACUGUUCAAAUGCACUGAACAGAUAUGAAGAGGGAGGACUACAGCUUAAUAUGAGAGAUACUCAAACUCAUAAGCAAGUAGGAGGAUUGGAUUCUCUCAUAACACUUCCAAGCAGGUCAAUUCAUCAACAAAAACAUAAUUCAAUUGGAGAUAAUGGCUCCUGCUUAAGCUUUUCGGCUGCUCCAGGAUACAUGGCUACUACUGAAGCUGCUAGGGCAAAGGCAAGAUCAUCUAGUGCACCAAAACAAAGGCUGGAAAUCAGAGAUUAUUAUUCUGAUCAAAGUUCAACAUCCAACAAUAGACUCUCAUUUUGCUAUUCUGUUGGUAAUGAUUCUACUUGCUUCAACAGGAUUGGCAAGCCUAGUGGUUUUCAACAGAGAUCUCCUUGUAUUAAAGGUCUGUCAGGUCCCGUAAAAUCAUAUCUAACUUCCAAAGAUCUCAGCCUGGAUUCUGAUUUCUCAUUUUUGAACUGGAACCAGCAGAGUGCAUUUAGAUGACAUUUUCCAUUAUGGGGAUUGCAAAAUUAUCAACUUUCUGAUAAAUGAUUUUAGUUUCUUCGCUACUUCUGGCAAUGAAACGAGAUUUUCGGAGUUCAGAUGAUUAACUAUAAACAUUCAACAUUCAUCUUAGGGAUCAUUACUGAUCCUUUUGAGUUUGAAUAAAGCGUUGUCUUCAUGUCUUCUGAAAGGAUUUCCAUCUGGGUAUCUUGUAUUUAUUUCCAGUUCCUGAGUGGUGGUUUGCUUCUUCCAUUUAUGGAUCAGAAUGGAGUUAAGGAGAGUUCUUGUUUGGUGAUCUAUUCUUUUUCAAUGUAGAUUUUUUUUUUUUCUGAGGGUUGUUGUGAGAUAAGGGCAGAAAUUCUUGUGUUAUUGCAGUUGGACUUGAAUGAGAAUCUUUGAUUUUUCUUUCUUAGCCUUGA
This is a messenger RNA of Macadamia integrifolia, 1997 nucleotides long. Its product is annotated as protein IQ-DOMAIN 12-like. The transcript has 7 exons. The coding region runs from base 295 to 1578 and encodes 427 amino acids. NCBI's taxonomy places the organism in Eukaryota, Viridiplantae, Streptophyta, Magnoliopsida, Proteales, Proteaceae. Gene Ontology annotation, molecular function: protein binding. The record is from RefSeq and is a predicted model, not a curated record.